CCACGUCAGCACCACUCAUAAACAACAACUGAGCGCACCGAAUCUUUCCUCUUCGUCGUUUUGGAUAAUCGGACUCAACACCCUUCUCUCAAAUAUGGUUAACCCGACCAACAAAUCCAGAUUCAAAUCCGGUCCAACUUGAAACAAAACCUACCCAUCAAGUCCAUAAUCAAAAUUUAAAAUCACCACUCUAUCCUCCUUCCAUCGGCCAGAACAAAAAUGGUGUUCUCAUUUUGACUAAUAGCAAAAAGAAGAAAGAAAUUUUUUCUUUUGGGUUGCGAACAGAGAAAAGAGAUAAAUGGAAGGAGGAGGAGCUGCGUGUAAUCCUCGAACGGUGGAAGAGGUUUUUAGGGAUUUCAAAGGACGAAGAGCUGGCAUGAUCAAAGCUCUCACCACAGAUGUUGAAGAAUUUUAUCAGCAGUGUGAUCCUGAGAAGGAGAAUCUGUGCUUGUAUGGCUUCCCAAGUGAACAAUGGGAAGUCAAUUUACCUGCUGAGGAAGUACCUCCUGAACUACCAGAACCUGCCUUGGGUAUUAACUUUGCAAGGGAUGGAAUGCAAGAAAAGGACUGGUUAUCUUUAGUUGCUGUCCAUAGUGAUGCAUGGCUGCUUUCAGUUGCCUUCUAUUUUGGUGCAAGAUUUGGAUUUGAUAAAGCUGACAGGAAACGGCUUUUCAACAUGAUUAAUGAUCUUCCAACGAUAUUUGAAGUUGUAACUGGUGCUGCUAAGAAACAAACAAAGGAGAAGUCAUUGGUUUCGAAUCACAGUAGCAACAAAUCAAAGUCCAAUUCCAAAGUGGCAAAGUAUCCAAAAGCAUUGCAGCCGAAGGACGAAGAGGAAGGCUUGGACCAGGAAGAUGAAGAAGAGCAUGGAGAGACAUUGUGUGGGGCUUGUGGUGAGAACUAUGCAUCGGAUGAAUUCUGGAUUUGUUGUGAUGUCUGCGAGAAGUGGUUCCAUGGGAAGUGUGUGAAGAUCACUCCAGCCAGAGCUGAGCACAUUAAGCAGUACAAGUGCCCAUCAUGCAGCAACAAGAGAGCUCGCCCAUGAAUGAUAUCAUAAAUAUAUGCUCUCUCCAUUUAUACUGUACUCUUGGUGUACUCUUUUAACCGUCAUGUUAAUCAGUUACGGUGUCUUUGAAGUAGACUAGUGCAGCAUGUGAAUGGUCACUUUGGUCUAGGAAAUCUCAGUUUUUCAAUAGUACUGUUUAUUUGUAGUUUAGUUUAUGAUAAUUCCCUUGAGAAACAUUUGGAAAUCCUUUAUAUUUGAUAGGGAAUUCUCUUCAUCAAUAUCUGUUUGAUGAUGCAGGUCACAUUCUCAUGCGUACUCACUAGAGUCCGUAAAGCGCUCAGAAAUUCAUGUUUACUCACAUUUAUGUUUUCUAAAUACGAAACUUAUCCCAUGGAAAUGGUGCAUUAAUUAA
Molecule: messenger RNA, 1418 nt
Organism: Durio zibethinus
Lineage: Eukaryota; Viridiplantae; Streptophyta; Magnoliopsida; Malvales; Malvaceae
Source: RefSeq, a predicted model, not a curated record